This is a messenger RNA of Strongyloides ratti, 912 nucleotides long. RefSeq names its product Osteopetrosis-associated transmembrane protein 1. Gene Ontology annotation, cellular component: cytosol. The transcript is spliced from 4 exons. Lineage: Eukaryota; Metazoa; Nematoda; Chromadorea; Rhabditida; Strongyloididae. The record is from RefSeq and is a predicted model, not a curated record. Bases 1 to 912 code for a protein of 303 amino acids.
AUGUUUAUAUUUCAAUUAAUAACUAAUAUAUUAAUAAUAUCUGUCAUUAUAUGUAAUGGAGAAAUAUUACGCGAAGAUUGGGAUCUUAAUUCACCAUGUCAACCUUAUAUUGAGAAAUUUUCGGUCGCAAUAUCUCAAAUGACUGAAUGUGCUGCUAAUUUUACAUCUCCUCCAAAAGUAUGCACAAAUUGUAUUGAUCAAUAUAUUAAUUUUAAAGAAUUAGAAUAUACUAUAAAAAACUUAAAUAAUGUUUCAUCAUUAGAUAAUACAACAUGUUCUCAAGUUGUUUAUGGACAAUAUUUAUUAUCAUAUGUUAAAAAUAUAGCUGAUUCAUUAACUAAACAGGUUUGGGAUUUAUCAAGAUGUGAUUCAUGCCUCAUUGUUCAAUGGAAUUUUGAAGGAGGUGGUUCAAAAAUAGUAUAUGAUAGUAAAACUAUUGAUUUUCAAAAUAAAAUAUUUAGUUGGAGAAAUUGUGCAUCUAAUAAAUCAUCAACUGAAAAAGAUAUAUGUAAAAGAUGUUCACAAGCAUUUGACAAUUUAUUUGAUUAUUAUUGGAAAAUUUAUUCAGAACCAAAUGACGAUUUUUGUGUUGAUGUUGAAACAACAAUGAAUGACACAAUGAAUAUUUGGCACAAUAUUUGGAAUUGUACUGAUGAUAGCCGUAAGGAUCGAAGAUAUGAUAGCACAAUGCUUCUAACUACUACAUCAUUUUUUAUAUUUUCAAUAAUUGUUUUUUAUGUUGGUAGUUUUAUACAAAGUGAAAGAAAACCUCAACGUCUAGAAAAUUAUUCUGCUAGACCACCAAUACAAGUACCCCGAUCACGAUUAUUAAGUUCUUCAACUCAUAAUGACAGUAACUCUGAACAUUCUUAUUUAAAUCCAACUUUUACAUCAAUGAUAGCGGAAGACUAA